AUGGGAAGAGGACCAGGUUCUAGCCAUCUCACCUCUGACCAAAUCUUGAGACUCCUAGGAGACCAUGCCCGCCCCCACCAGCAUCUCGACGAUCCGGACCGGUCCCUGCGGCUCUCUAUGCUGUGGGGCAGGCUGGAUUCUUGCUGGCUGAGAGUCGAGCUUCAACGUUCCAUUAAAGUCCUUCAGGCUCACUUGCCCCGUCGGAGGCUGGUGACUAACAGCCCGAGCAGCACCGCUCAGGCUGAGCAGCAGAGUGGGGCCGUGGUGACUAAAGCUCCCACUGUCCCAAGCAGCCGGGGGGAGUAUAUCGUCGCCAAACUAGAUGAUCUGGUGAAUUGGGCCCGAAGGAGCUCCCUGUGGCCAAUGACCUUUGGCUUAGCUUGCUGUGCUGUGGAGAUGAUGCACAUGGCGGCCCCCCGCUAUGACAUGGAUCGGUUCGGUGUGGUGUUCCGCGCCAGCCCUCGCCAAUCUGAUGUGAUGAUUGUGGCUGGCACCCUGACCAAUAAGAUGGCCCCAGCCCUCCGCAAGGUGUAUGACCAGAUGCCAGAGCCUCGAUAUGUGGUCUCCAUGGGGAGCUGCGCCAACGGCGGCGGCUACUACCACUAUUCGUACUCCGUAGUGAGGGGCUGUGAUCGGAUUGUGCCAGUAGACAUCUACGUCCCUGGCUGCCCACCCACCGCAGAGGCUCUACUGUAUGGGAUCCUGCAGCUCCAGAAGAAAAUCAAACGGGAGAACAGGAUAAAAAUCUGGUACAGGCGGUAGAUGGACAUCCCCCAGCUCCCUGAGUGGGAAGUGACCCUCAACCAUGUGUGGGAGAAAGCGUGUCAUGGGAACCCAUUUGUAUGAUUUAUGUAUCUUGUUUCCUUCUCCGGGUUCCCCACCAUAUCUCAAUAAACCAGUCUAAAGCUUC
Molecule: messenger RNA, 910 nt
Organism: Tachyglossus aculeatus (Australian echidna)
Lineage: Eukaryota; Metazoa; Chordata; Mammalia; Monotremata; Tachyglossidae
Gene: NDUFS7
Product: NADH:ubiquinone oxidoreductase core subunit S7
Exons: 7
Coding region: 1-762 (253 amino acids)
Biological process (GO): aerobic respiration; mitochondrial respiratory chain complex I assembly; electron transport coupled proton transport
Molecular function (GO): quinone binding; NADH dehydrogenase (ubiquinone) activity; 4 iron, 4 sulfur cluster binding
Source: RefSeq, a predicted model, not a curated record